This is a messenger RNA of Juglans regia (Persian walnut), 1032 nucleotides long. RefSeq lists its product as uncharacterized. Gene Ontology annotation, molecular function: double-stranded DNA binding. The record is from RefSeq and is a predicted model, not a curated record. The transcript has 3 exons. Gene Ontology annotation, biological process: regulation of DNA-templated transcription. Bases 187 to 837 code for a protein of 216 amino acids. NCBI's taxonomy places the organism in Eukaryota, Viridiplantae, Streptophyta, Magnoliopsida, Fagales, Juglandaceae.
AUCUGAGGCGAGAGCUCUGAAUCUCUGAUCCCGGUUCCUGUGGUACACAUAUACUCUUCCUGUUGGGACUCCCUGCAGUUGCAGUUGCACGGCACGCGCCGAGCUCUUCGCCUAUGUGCAAGUGCGCGCGCGCGUAGUAGGUAAUAGCAAGAGUCGGGUGCUGCAAGGAGGCCAUUGAAUUCAGGGAUGCUGGGGAAAUCAAUGGCUUCUCCUCUUUUGACCUUCGGUUCUGCAACAUCCUAUUACUCUUAUACCCCUGAUCUUGCAACUACUAAGCCAAAUAUCAUGCAGUUAAAUAUGAACUUCUCCAAUGGUCUUCCACCAGAUGUGCUCAGGGGAGCUUGGUCCACCAAUUCUUCUCCUAGGAAGUGGGUAAUACGUUCAACUGCCCAAAUUGAAAGUUUAGCCUUGAGUGAUGAAGAUAGGAAGAUGUGGGAAGCUAGCAGGCAAGUCCUAUCUGCAUUUAAUUUCAGUAUUGAGGAGGAAGACAAGAUACUUGGAAAAGCAUUUGGCCAGCUUCAUUCCCCUUACUGGGGUGAAGACCGUAAAAAAGAAGUACCAAAAUCUGAAACUGUAAAUGAGAUAUUGGACUAUCUUAGAGCUUUAAGCCUUUCGGAUGAUGAUCUCGGCAAGUUGCUGAAAAAAUUUCCUGAAGUUCUUGGAUGUAAUCUUGAACAUGAGUUAAAAACCAAUGUGCAGGUCUUGGAAAAGGAAUGGGGUAUUAAAGGGAAGUCUCUUCGUAACCUUCUUCUUCGAAACCCGAAAGUAUUGGGUUAUAAUGUGGAUUGUAAGGGAGAUUGUAUGGCACAGUGCACUCGAUGCUGGGUUCGGUUUUAGCUGUCUACUAAUUUAUGUAGUUUUUUUUUUUUUUUUUCCCUGAGGUACCGCGUCAGAUAUAUGCUUUUACUCUUUGUACAAAUUGGAGCAUAUCAAUAUACUGAAACUCAUAUUACAGCUGAUUGAUUUGUAAGUUCGAAAUUUUAUUAAUGAAUAAAUCCUGUAUUAGCUCAUUGGGUCUAAUACUUUUCUUUC